GAGAGGUCCGGGAAUCCCAAACAACACGGACAACGCGUCGCAACGCGUUCAACAAGGCGAACUUCGUCCGUCUCUCGAUUGCUUUGUUAUGCCGAUUGAGAGACGGAUGUUGGGGAUUGCAGAAGACGCGAAGGCCACGGUUUACAACCCUACGAUUAUUGUUAAUGUCUGCCCACCGACGCCAGAAGCUGGUCGCUCAGCUGAGGAGAAUGACUCACAGAGGGUUCUAUGUACUCAACAAUCAACGCAGUCGGCGGCCCUAGGAAUCUCGGCUCACAUCACACGCGUUUGCACGCCGGAACCACGGCUAGAGCAUCUUACUGUUCGUCAUGUCGCCGUGUUGGAGCGCGCCUUCACCCAAGACCAUAACCCCACGCAUGCGCAGGAAUGCUUGAUAGCUAACCAUCUCAAUGUUGAGGUGCGCGCUGUCAAAGCCUGGUAUCAAUUCAGAACUAGCAAUUUCCGGAGAGCUCAUUCAGCAGAAACGUUGAGAGCCCGUCAGCAGCAUUUUCCUACAUUGGAUGAAGUUGCAUGCACGAGAGAGCUACCCCAACCCCGUCCCCGAUCUGCUUACAACACGUCUUACCACCCCCAACACGCGCGUUAUAUCUGGGAACAUAUGGUAUCUUCGCCUCCUAGCUCUCCCCCACCAGUUCAUCGGCACAAGAGCCCCUCUCCUCCCACUUCGUCCGUGCAUAUGCCUGCUUUUAACUCCAGCUCGUUCUCAUCACUGAAACGGAAACCUAAUGUCACUAUGGAAUGGGCGUGUGCAAACGUGUCUUCGGCUUCUUGUACAGAAGAGACAGACCAGGAAGUCCUGACGCCGUCCGAUUGCCAAUCACUCGCAUCAAUUCCAACCACCUCCACUCGCUUGCCAGAACUGACACCAUACGGGCCCCCGUUGCCUUCCAAGGCAUUAGAGAAGCCCUACGGAAACUCGCGCACACUUUCUCGAUCACACACUCUCGGUUCCAAAAGCUUCUCGACGCUGCGUAUUCCGUCGACGCUUCAGAUACGCACUGUGCGCAAUGCUCAGGGGACCCCAAUCGUACGAGCAUCAUCCACCCCUUUGCUCCCCGUAUCAACCUCCAAGAAGCGUACACAUCAAGAACGAUCUGCUUCCGGUGGUUCAACGAGGCAAAAAGAGAUGGAUGCAGCACUUGCUCUUUGUGGGCUGUUGUCUUCUUGAGUGAAUACA
This is a messenger RNA of Cantharellus anzutake, 1198 nucleotides long. RefSeq lists its product as uncharacterized. Lineage: Eukaryota; Fungi; Basidiomycota; Agaricomycetes; Cantharellales; Hydnaceae. The transcript has 2 exons. The record is from RefSeq and is a predicted model, not a curated record. Gene Ontology annotation, molecular function: DNA binding. Bases 89 to 1189 code for a protein of 366 amino acids.